Drosophila nasuta is the source of this 1339-nucleotide messenger RNA. Its product is annotated as putative defense protein 3. Bases 22 to 558 code for a protein of 178 amino acids. Lineage: Eukaryota; Metazoa; Arthropoda; Insecta; Diptera; Drosophilidae. The transcript has 2 exons. Gene Ontology annotation, cellular component: membrane. The record is from RefSeq and is a predicted model, not a curated record.
AGUCGAGUCAAGAGUCAAGUCAUGGCAUCUCGUUAUAGGAAUUGCAAUCAUCGGACAGCUGCCAAAUUUCUAUUCCUGCCACUUCUGCUGCUGCAGUUGCUGCUGGGCGAAGUUGCAGGCUUUCCGGAUGGCGCGCCAGCGGAUACGUGUGUAAAGCAGAGGGCGAAUCAGCCUAAUCAUGGCAAGGCGCGCUCACAGCCGGCGCAUACAAAUCCGUUCGAAGUGGUCGCCAGCUCGCAGACGUUUCAUCCGGGGCAACAAGUGGAGGUGACCAUUUAUCCCGUGCAUCAGGAUAAGACAUUCCGUGGCUUCUUUCUGCAGGCGCGUGAUGCCAAUUCAAAUGAAUGGCUCGGCGAAUGGGUGCAGAGUGAGAAUACGAAAACGAUACCAGAGUGCUCGGCCAUAACGCACUCGGAUAAUCGUGAUAAGCUGGGUGCAAAGCUAAUAUGGAAGGCGCCGCAGAAUAAGCGUGGCAAUGUCUACUUUACCGGCACUGUGCUACAAGAUUACGGCAAUUUCUGGAGCGAACUCGUCGCCAAAGUGCAAGCGGAGCAAUAAGAUACAAGAGUGUUUAAUUAAAUUUGAUUAGUUCUAGCAUUUCUCGGUGGCAAUAAAUCAUAAACAAAUAAUGUAGUUCAACAAAUUGUUGUUUUUAAUUAAGUGCAAAUACCACAAAACGGGCCAAGCCCCUAAAAAGCGUUCGCCAAAUUAUUGACUUAAAGCUCAACGUUUAUGAAUGACCAGCCUGCUCUCACACACACACACACACACACACGCACACAAAUAUAUAUCGACUACUGCUCACACACACACACAUGCACGUAAAUGUAUCGACGCCAGCUCACAAACACACAUACACACACAUUGCUUGGCCCCGCACGAAUUCUCACACGUUUAAAUUUCCAGGCACGUUGCUUGCAUCUUAUUGGAAAUUCGUUUUCCCAUUCGGCAUAGAAGUAAAUUGGAAAAUUUAAGCACCUUUAUUUUUUGCUCAUACAUAUGAGUUAAACCAUUGGAUGAUAAAGUAAUUAGAACAGCAUGCUCUGAAUGGCAUACAUAAAUAAUACGUUCAAAAUCUGGGGAAAUGUCUAAUCUGGCAGAUAAGGCGUAGAAAACGUGUAUUUGGAAGUGCUUAUAAAGCGUCUACAAUAAAUGAGUUUGCUAUCAGUGUAUUUAUGAGCAGAUAAUAUUCUGUCUGGCAAACAUUAUGUCAGUAAAAGUGUGUUAAGCGUUUAUAAAAUUAAAAUUAGCUUAUGAAAAAUACAACUAAAUUCGUAUCAUUUUAAUAUAUUUUCAUGCGUGAUAAUUCGUCAUAUGGAGCGUCUACUGUACCUUACAA